Messenger RNA from Lathyrus oleraceus (garden pea), 1777 nucleotides. RefSeq names its product protein GRAVITROPIC IN THE LIGHT 1. Gene Ontology annotation, biological process: negative gravitropism; response to red or far red light. The transcript is spliced from 2 exons. The record is from RefSeq and is a predicted model, not a curated record. NCBI's taxonomy places the organism in Eukaryota, Viridiplantae, Streptophyta, Magnoliopsida, Fabales, Fabaceae. The coding region runs from base 274 to 1533 and encodes 419 amino acids.
UGAACAGGAAUAGGGUUUUGGUUGGAGCUUGUCACUGUUACUUCCCACACGAAGCUUUUACUUUACUGAACCUCACAAGACAACUUCCAUCUUCACUCUUCCUUCCAAUUUCACCAUUAAGGUAUCAUCAAUCUCUCAGAUCUCUCUUACAAUGAUCCAUACCAAACCUCCUUUUCGUCAAUUAACGUUCUUCAUACUCUCCAUCAUGUUGUGUGUUAAUUUAGAUUUUCUUGAUCGAAAGCUUGUUCAUCUGUCCCUCUAUUGGCGUUAGCUAUGCUACCAACUGGAGCUAAAGAGGCACAAUUACGCGAGACCAACAGUCAGAAAGUCCACCCUCAACCCAUGGAAGAAGCCAUGAACCAGAAUCCAGAAGCCGUGGAAACCCUAGUAUCUAAAAUUUUCACUAAUAUCUCUACACUGAAAUCAGCUUAUAUUCAGUUGCAAGCUGCUCAUACUCCCUAUGACCCUGAUAAAAUCCACACUGCUGAUAAACUUGUUAUUAGUGAGCUGAAAAACCUAUCUGAACUCAAGCAUUUCUACAGGGAAAACAACCCAAAGCCAGUGUGUGUUUCUCCCCAAGACUCUCGUUUAGCUGCAGAAAUUCAAGAGCAGCAGAGCCUCCUAAAAACGUAUGAGGUCAUGGUCAAGAAAUUUCAAUCUGAAAUUCAGAAUAAAGAUUCAGAGAUCCAUCAACUUGAAAAGCAGAUUGAGGAGGCUAGUCAGAAGCGAGCAAAACUAGAAAAGAAUCUAAAGCUUAGAGGUUUGUCAACUAAAGAAUCAGAAGAUGGAAAUGGAUUUUUCCCCGUUGAUCUAACUCCGGAUCUCUUUACUUCUUCCGUGGAAGCAGCUGCUAAAGCGAUUCAUGAUUUUUCUAAACCUUUGAUCAACAUGAUGAAAGCAGCUGGGUGGGACCUUGAUGCUGCUGCCAACUCAAUCGAACCGAAUGUUGUUUAUGCAAAGAGAGCUCAUAAGAAAUAUGCAUUCGAGUCUUACAUAUGCCAAAGAAUGUUUAGCGGCUUCGAGCAAGAAAGCUUCUCUAUCAAAUCAGACAAUAUUACAAUCAAUAAAGAGAGCUUCUUCCACCAAUUUCUUGCCUUAAGGGAGAUCGAUCCGUUGGACAUGCUAGGGCAAAAUCCAGAUUCCAUUUUUGGGAAAUUUUGCAGCAGCAAAUACCUAGUGGUAGUUCAUCCAAAGAUGGAAGCAUCAUUCUUUGGAAACCUAGAUCAGCGAAAUUACGUGAUGGGUGGAGGGCAUCCAAGAACUCCUUUUUACCAAGCUUUUCUAAAACUAGCAAAGUCAAUUUGGCUUUUACACAAAUUGGCUUAUUCUUUUGAGCCAAAUGUCAAAGUAUUUCAGGUUAAAGGAGGGAGCGAAUUCUCCGAUGUUUACAUGGAAAGUGUUGUCAAUAAUCUGAUAAUGAAUGAAAAUGACGAAAAGCCGAAAGUUGGUUUGAUGGUUAUGCCAGGAUUCUGGAUUGGGGGAAGUGUGAUUCAGAGUAAAGUUUAUCUCACUGGUAUGAAGGUAGCUGAAUGAUUCCUGAAAACAGGAAAAUUAAUCAGCAAAUCCAAAUCCAUUUGGUUGUAUGUGCUUUGUUUCAUUUAUCAUACCUUUCUUAUCUUGUAAGAUAAUGUUGUUGUUUGUAAUUUAAGAUCCCUUUUAGUUCUUGUAAGAUUACAUGUGCCCUUUAUCUGUCUGUAUGUUCAUGACUCUUGUAACUCUAAUAGUAUAUGUGGCAGGGAUAUUGGAAGGUGUAUAAAAGUUUUCCUUUUUCCACUAA